Molecule: messenger RNA, 1810 nt
Organism: Aaosphaeria arxii CBS 175.79
Lineage: Eukaryota; Fungi; Ascomycota; Dothideomycetes; Pleosporales
Exons: 2
Coding region: 374-1774 (466 amino acids)
Molecular function (GO): zinc ion binding
Source: RefSeq, a predicted model, not a curated record
GAGAGUUUUGCUGCCCUAGGCAAGUCUCAUAGGGCAACCGCGAUUGCUGUUUAUGGAUACUUUGCAUGGUCUCGGUAUGCGCGGCGUAGGUUGCGGGCUAUUGUGGACAUGCUCCAUUAUACGUACACGAAUACACCGAGUCUGGCAACCUUCUUUUUUAUUUUUGCUUCGCCGUGCCAACAGCCACCAGUUCUCCACAUAGAUCUAGCUUGCGGCGUCAGAACUGGAGAUCUCUAAGCGCCGUCAAGGCUGAAGCCUUUGCCAUACGAUCACUGAAUAACCGUUCUUUCCCUUGCGGCGUGCAAUCCCAACCGAUAUAUAUCUUGCUUUUGAUCAACUUUCUCAUCACCAGAGCAGUGGGUGAAGCAUCUCCAUGUCCGCCGAAGCACUUUCCAAACUAUCAUUGGGGGAAACCAUGGUGACGACUCGGGCUGGGGCAGCCAGAGCAGCCAGGGCUCGUACCGCACCGCCAGUCCAAACGAACCUUUCCGGAUCACCAAGUCGCACGUCAAGCCCAUCAACUCACGAAUCUACAUCUCCUACUCCUUCUUUGAUCGAUUCCACUUCAGGGCUUCAGUACAAUGUCGCCAAGCUCAACACAGAAGUGCGAAGACGUGCUAAGCGCGGUCUUAUGGAUGACAAUGCCAUCAAAAUGAAGUAUUGUAGGGCAUCAGAUGAUGACCCUGAGCAAUACAUGUUCUUCAUUGAUGAUGACAUUACCAUCGGCAUGGGCGGCCGAUUUGCUGUACCACGAUGUACCUGCGGUGCAAAUGACCAGGGAACAGCCUGCAAGCAUAUAUUCUGGAUCUUGGAUCAGCUAGCCACUCAGUCCGACUCAAACGACAUGAAAUCACAAACACUGGAGCUCUCUGCAGAUGGCUCUAAUGUACACGAAAUUGAACCAGCAGAUAUAAUUCACGAGAAAGGCCUAAAGACAAUAUCCAAAGGGCUGGGCUGGGUCCUGCACGAGGUCCCGUUGCCAGAUGAAGAUGACAUUGAGUUUGAGAUCGCAGAAAUGCUCUCUGUCUUUGAGCCGUCUGAUGCCCUCCCUUCUGAGUUCAAGUGCGACGAACCGGCCUAUCUAUCGGCGAGAUCUAAGAAAUACAGAGAGUUUAGGGAGCUUUUCAUACAAGUCGCAUCGGAAAAUCUUGGAUUGUUCGGCCGACUUCGAUCAGUGAUAACUCCUGCGUUCCAAACACAAGUAUUUUUCGAAAAGAUAAAUGAUCGUAUCGCACGGACCUUCAACGCACUGGAUGAGUAUAUCAAGAAUGGACCCACCGAUGCAAGAUCGGACUCGCACGACGUAGAAACGUGUGCGAGCAAGCUCAAGGCGUUGGUGGGCGCAAUUUUUGAUUACUUUGACCAGCAAGUCGAGAAUGGGACUUCCAGCAAAGACAUAGAAGCUCGAGCUGCAUCUGCAUUGGUCACUAUCCUGGACCAAGUUUCUAGUAGGAACUGUGAUGCCUACGCCAACAUCACCUGGGACGGCAUUCCUCCAUCAGACCCCAAGCAGAACAAUCUUUAUGUUUCCCUGAUCGGUUCUCCUGACAAAAAUGAAGGGCUUUUUGUCUUGGACGCACUGGAAAUGCUGCCACAGGAAGAUGUACUACGAAACCAUUGGGAGGUUUUGGCCAAUAUCGGUAGACGGUUGCCCCCAUGGACACCGCCAGCUUUCAAGAACACUUUUCACGCAAUUACUACUGAGAAUAGUAAGUCAGAACAUACCACACAGUACAGUCCCGUUGUCGAUGCUAGCCGCUAUGAGCGGAUUUGAGCGGUUGGACGAUGUCUAAUAAUCGACACAAUUUUA